AUGCAGUCGCAAAGUCGGUGGUACUUGAAUGCGCAGGCCAGCUCCCCUGCGAGCUCAGCCGAGGAUGCCUUCAAGGAGGCGCUUGCCGUCUUUCAGCUGGAUCCCCGCACCUGCGCCAAAUUCGACAGAGUUCAGCAACUUCAAAGUCUCAACGACUUGGAAGGCAUUCUCAACGAAGCUCGAUCCAAGUACGGGCGACAACAUGAGGACAAAAAGGUCGCUAAGUGGUUAUCAAAGCUAUCGUUGCGCAUCUGCCAUUAUGGCCAGAUCUUUGACGUCCUCGUCCAGCAUCACCCUGAGUACGUCAGUCUGGCAUGGGGAGCAAUGAAGUUUCUCUUUGUCUUAGUGGAAAACCACGGGAAACAACUCCGAGUCCUUGCGAAAGGCCUGAGCCAGAUCGCGGACGUAUUACCGCGCAUAGAAUCCGCAAAUAUACUCUACCCUACCGAUCGCAUGCGCCAGGCGGUAUCCGACAUAUAUAGUAAAAUCAUCCGGUUCUUCCUUCGGGCGGAGCGUUGGUAUCAGCAAGGCAAACUGCGCCAUGCGUGGGAAGCCCUGAGUCGACCCGCCGAGCUCUACUACAACGACCUGGUCCAAGAAGUCGAAGAAUGCACAAGAUCCAUUGAAGUAUUGGCGAACGCAGGCGCACAGGCGGAGCAGCGCGACAUGCAUCUAGAAAUCCAGGAAUUGGGCAAGAGGCUGAAAAGCUCGGAAGAGACCCUACAAGAAGUGCGAGGGCUGCUCAUCUCGUACCAGUCGAUUCAAACGAGUGCGAAUCUGGACACCAACCACCGCCUGACGGAUCUCCAGCUGAACCAGAUCAUGGAUUUCCUCUCUGGUGCGAACGCGCUAGAUCCGCUGAAAGCCCUGCAAUACCGCGCUUUCAUGAGAGCCCGCACCAGAGGGCGUCGGUUGAAAGAAGAGACGGGGUCGCAAUUCUGGUCAAAUCCGAAGUUUGCCGCUUGGGAGUCUGCAUCAUCACCGGCUAUGAUUAUGGUGAAAGGCGAAUACAGCACUCGAUUCCAAGUCCAGGGGUUUGCUGUUGACGUCAUACACGACCUGCGUAAUCGGACCGUCCCCAUACUCUGGGCCCUGAAGUCAGUACCGGCGCAUGGUGCAUCUGCUGCAUCGACAGUAGACGUUAUCAAAGGGCUGAUAUGCCAGGCAAUACAGCUCAAUAUUUCACAGCAGACGGAACGCUCACUUGCCCUGAGCUGUGCGCAAUUCCGUGCAGCCGACUCCGUCGAGCAAUGGUUCGACCUGCUAGCGCGUACGAUCGCUAGCUUCCCUCAGCUCUACAUCAUCGUCGACUUGGAAGCUGUGGGAAGUUCAUAUCUCCAAAGCACUUCCUGGCUGUCUCAGUUGGCCGCUAUGUUCCAACGACAUGCUUCCGGAAAGUGGAUAUCGCGGCUUAAGAUCUUGCUGAUUAGCUACGGAUCAAUGCUUUGGCAGCAAGACGACCUGCUCCACUUUCGGGAUAUUGUUGUGCCUGCACGGCAAUCUCACACUAAUUCUAUGCUUCAAGGUCGCCUACGCGGAUCUGUUUUGACCGGUCGCGCGCGGUCAAACCCUUCGAGAGGAAGCAUGCAUGCACGUUUUGUUGGCAGACGAGGGUGCCAUUCUACACUCGUAGGAGGCUGA
Molecule: messenger RNA, 1641 nt
Organism: Alternaria metachromatica
Lineage: Eukaryota; Fungi; Ascomycota; Dothideomycetes; Pleosporales; Pleosporaceae
Exons: 3
Coding region: 1-1641 (546 amino acids)
Source: RefSeq, a predicted model, not a curated record